AUGUUGGUUACUUAUUCCGACUCAAGUUCUGAAAGCGACCAUGACAACAUGUCGAGCAUAAAUCCUGCUCCAAAACGAAGGGCUGAGGUUGAGCUACCUGAUCGGAAUUCUCAAAAGCCACCACCUCUGCCCUCCACUUUUCACUCGCUCUACACUGCUGCUGCUCGAACCUCUACCACUGAUGAUCCGACUUUACAUGCGGGCCGCAUUCGUCAAGUCCCACACGUGGUAGGUAAUUGGCCCACUCAUAUCUAUCUCGAAUGGUAUCCCUCGCCAAUAGAUGUGGCUCUCCUCGAGGAUAUUAUCAAACAGGUAUCAGUCAACAUUAAUCCAGAGGGUACCGCUCAUCCAAAGAAAGUCUUGAUCCAUGAUUUUUUGCGAUCGGAUCUUGGGGCAUUGCUGCCACUCCACAUCAGUCUAUCUGCUCCACUCGUACUAAGAACCGAGCAGAAGAAACUUUUUGAAGAAAGCCUUAUUGCCCGAUUGAAACAAUUACGUGUAAGUACAUUUACAGUAAAUGUUGUCGGAUUAGACUGGGUCUCCAACCACGAUGCCACCAGAUUCUUCCUCGUACUGAGGCUGAGCAUGCCUGCAGGUGAUGAAUUGAAUGUGCUCCUGAAUGCAUGUAACACAUCAGCUCGGGAGUUUAGGCUGACGCAGCUCUAUGUUGUCCCAGCGGAGGCUGAUGUGUCCGCCGACCAGGGAGAACUCCUCCGCAUAUCAGACCAUUCUAGUGCGUUUCACAUCAGUGUUGCGUGGACACUCCAGAAACCAACUGAGGAGGCUGCACGUCAGCUCUCCUCUGUAAUUGUGCACCAAUGCCGAGGUCUUGAGAUGAGGUUUGAUACCCUCAAGUUGAAAAUGGGAAACACGGUGCUCGACAUCUCGCUCGAAAAAAGUGACGAGGAUCGCCGUUCACCAACAGCAGGAAAAGACCCUGACUGGGCGGGAUUGAAAACUUGA
Messenger RNA from Exophiala bonariae, 963 nucleotides. RefSeq lists its product as uncharacterized. Gene Ontology annotation, biological process: U6 snRNA 3'-end processing. The record is from RefSeq and is a predicted model, not a curated record. Gene Ontology annotation, cellular component: nucleus. The coding region runs from base 1 to 963 and encodes 320 amino acids. Lineage: Eukaryota; Fungi; Ascomycota; Eurotiomycetes; Chaetothyriales; Herpotrichiellaceae. Gene Ontology annotation, molecular function: 3'-5'-RNA exonuclease activity. The transcript has a single exon.